UAACCUUGUAUUUCUCUGUCUGUCAGGUGUCUAAGGAUGACCGCAGUGACGUGGAGAGCAGCUCGGAGGAGGAGGCUGACACCAACAGAACCAAUGACAGGGGGGUUCAAAUGGCUUUCUCUCCUAAGGCAGAGAACGGCACCAAUGGCAUCAACGGCCACGCCGUCACCACUAAAAGCUGGCCACAGAUACGCACCAGCAGCAGGUGAUAGAGGAGCCUGCCGUCUGAUUCACACUAUAGGGCCGAGCCAGGUCAAAUAUGUCUGGCGUGGUUACACUGCGCAUCUACUAUUUGUCGGAACUGUGCUGGAAAGGACAAUAUCAGAGCCAAUACUGUUUGGGUCGGCCCUAUAGUGAGAAUUAGGCAUAUCUGUGCAGCCUUUCCACUACUAGUUCAUCCUAUCCCAGAUUACAUCUUGAAGGGCUUUUCCAGCCUCAUCCAGUUCCCUGUACGUUUUAACUUAGUUUCUUCAUUCAUCUAACUCUUAAUUAAAUUUUCUUCUUCAGAACUAACAAUGAUCGAUGACUAUGACAGCAUACGAUGGAUGAAUAGACACACUACUGUGACCCAUAGAAUCAAAACUGAUGAAAUGAAGAGAGAAAAAAAGUGCAUUCCCUGAUGUCAAGUGAAUGGGUCUGUAGAUAUUUGCGGUACCUUAUGAACAUAGAACGCUUGCUUGUAUUCCAUUUGUUUAAUGUGAUGCUGCAGUUUGCCUGAGAUUCUCUUCUGUCCGUUUUAUUGGUCAGGUGGACUUGAGUUACUACUGUGUAUUUUAAGAAGUAAUUGUUCAGUUACUUUGUUUCCGGUCAGUUCUGUUCACUGUUUCUAUCUUAUUAAUAUGAGACCAAUGUUUAUUGAAUGUUUCACAUUUUUUUAAAUGUCUUUGGUAUACAAAAGAAAAUGCAUAUGAAUUUAAAUGUGAAGAAGCCAACAGAAUCCUCUUCAGUAGAGAUCAUUCAUAGAUGUGGUGUGUAUUAGGGCUAAUAAUGUGAGUGUUGAGUACAGAGACAAAAAUAGAUGUUUAUUUGUGUAAGAUGUUUUUAUUCAUAUUAACGGUUGGUACAUAACCUUGAAGAUCCCACCACACAAACUAUGAUUCAGUAUGAUCCGAGCAAGUUAUGAUAAGAGACUGAUUUGACAUUUAGUUUAAGCUGGAAGGACUCGACCCAUUUUUCAGUCAACUCCAGUCCUCUGCCCCUUCUUUUAGCAGACAAAUUAUGAACUUGACAGUAAAUGAAGAGUAGAUUCUCCUUUACUCAUCUGGGCACACAAAACUUCCACACCCAAAUAGUUAUCACAUAAAAGUCCCAUGGGAGGAACAGAAAUGUCCAUGAUUUUGUGGACCAACUAUUCAGUUCCAGUCCUCUAUGGCUUGAGGACCUCCACGGCUUGGUUUUCUGCCGCUACCUGCAGCUCUUUUUGCUUGUUCAUGUAGCGGUAUCCCCGCAUGGUACACAGGUAUCCCCCGUAGAGUGUCAACAGCAUCAUCGAGGCAGAAAACCCCCGGUAUCCGAAGUCGGCGAGUCGCUUUGCGGUGGUCAACAUGAUGGUGUUCCUGAGGAAGUUAUAACCAGCAACGACAAAUUGUAGUACAACUAAGGGUAGCUACAUAGAUCUCAUUGUUUACUCGUAUUUAACAAUGUGGUUCACAGAUAACAAAAUGUCAACAUUUCAACAAAAAAAGUGUAACAUCGGAUGUUAGUCAAAUUCAGGGUAUCUGAUGUAAUUUAGCUAGGUUAGCUAGCUAUCAAGGUUAGCAAGCUUUUAUCAACACAUUGAAUAAAAAUUGUGACUUUUUUUUCCAGUUUCAAAUGACUGCUAUGUAAAUUGUAUUGUCGCUUACCUUGUAAAAUAUGACAGAUUAUUGAUACCCUUCUCAAUGUCAACACACCUGGCCUGCUAACUUCUUCCGUAACUGAAAACAACGGAGUCUUGUGAGGGUCAAAAGUCGUUCGGUUCUUGAGUAAUCAGCAGUGGGAGGAGCGGUAUAGAAGUUCUGUAGAUUUUUCCUAGGUCGGACGUAUUUUGAUGCUGCACACGUGGGAACAGCGAUGGCCACAUGUGGAGCAGAGAGUGAAGUUCUGGAUGAAAAAGAUGAUCCCGGUGCAGCACCAUACGGCAAUUUUAUAAACUAUUACACAUUUAACCCACCAGAGAACCGUUUAAGCCUCAUUCCGACCACACUUAUUCAGGAUUUGGGGUAUGGCAAGGACAGCAGUGAAACCAUAUUGAUGCUGGAUGUCGGUUGCAAUUCAGGGGACCUGACAGUGGCAUUGUACAGACACCUUCAACAGAGAGUCUUGUCUGAAGACUCUACAACACCACCCGACACUGAUCUCCAACUCCUGGGCUUCGACCUGGACGAAACCCUGAUCCUCCGGGCCCAACAGACCAACCCUUUCCCCCAGAGCAUCUCUUUCAUUCCCUUAGACAUCACUGAGGAUGCUGCUAGCCAGACCCAGCUACAGGACUACCUGAGACAACAUGGCGGCUUCCGCUUCCACCUCUCCCUGUGCCUGGCUGUUACCAUGUGGGUCCACCUGAACCACGGAGACGCUGCCCUACUGGGGCUCCUCUCCCGGCUGGCCUCCGUCAGCCAACAUCUCCUCCUGGAGGCCCAGCCCUGGAAGUGCUACCGUUCGGCUGCCCGGAGGCUGAGGAAGCUCGGGCGGUCUGACUUUGACCACUUCAAGGAGUUAAAGAUCAGAGGAGAUGUGGCAGAACAAGCCAGGGAACACUUAGAGAAACACUGUGGGAUGGCACUGAUGCAGUGUUUCGGUAGUACCAGCUGGGAUCGUAGACUGCUCCUCUUUAGGAGAAGAGAGACGGUUGACCUACAUACGGUUGACCUACAUUUAUCCCAGUAGAUAAAAUGACUGGACUUGUAGUAUAUGUUAUGAUGAUUGUCUUGAAGGAGUAAACUGAGAACAUUUGAAAAUUGUCUUCCUUGACAAUGAAGUGACAAGGUCCUAAGGAAAUAUGUAUGUGUGCAGAGAAGGAACUCCAAGUUCCUUAGCCUCCUUCACAGCCAGCUCAAGUUCUUUAAGUGCAGCGAAGGACCAGUAUGUUGAUUGAACACUAGGAGGCAAUAAUACUCUGUUACUACUUGUAUUACCACCAUACCUAGUCUAUACUUUCAGCUAUGCAUUUAACUGAUCUUACUCGAUUUUCAUCUUAAUAGCGUAUAUGUUCUGGCAAACAAUUAUGAAUGAACUGUGUGUGUAUGAGAAAUGAAUUUAAUAUUUUACUUUUGGGGAUGGUUAAAAAUAAGAAUGAAUAAAGCCCAUGAAUUUA
Molecule: messenger RNA, 3295 nt
Organism: Oncorhynchus gorbuscha (pink salmon)
Lineage: Eukaryota; Metazoa; Chordata; Actinopteri; Salmoniformes; Salmonidae
Product: pre-miRNA 5'-monophosphate methyltransferase-like
Exons: 2
Coding region: 2053-2868 (271 amino acids)
Biological process (GO): miRNA metabolic process; negative regulation of pre-miRNA processing
Cellular component (GO): cytoplasm
Molecular function (GO): RNA methyltransferase activity; O-methyltransferase activity
Source: RefSeq, a predicted model, not a curated record